AUGAAGAACUUAGACUGUGACAAACUCUUUGUUAGUAACAACCUCGUGAGUGUCAAUUCUCCUUCUUUCUCCAUGGAAAGCGGCAAGUCGACCGUCGAGAUUCCGGCUCAAAAGACGGAACAAACCCCGUCUCAAAGCAGCAUCAAUAGUAGCAACAACAUUACCAACAAUGUUAGAAGUCGGGUUAGGCCAUACAGUAGAUCUAAAGUCCCUAGACUUAGAUGGACUCAUGAUCUUCAUCAGUGCUUUGUGCAUGCCGUUCAACGACUUGGAGGAGAAGAAAGAGCAACUCCAAAGGCUGUGCUACAAUUGAUGAGUGUCAAGGGAUUAACUAUUUCUCAUGUGAAAAGCCACCUUCAGAUGUACAGAAGCAUGAUGCAUGAGCAAGUAAUCAAAGUAAAUGAAGAAAACCCCUUGCUGUUGCGAUUAAAGAAAAACACCAUCGUACCUCCACCUACAAAAUGGGUUAAUCGUGAUCCAUCUCAUAUCGGGAAUGAAUAUCUCGGGAAAGUUCCAAAUUCUUCUUAUCCCUCAUUCUAUAAGGACUUUUUUGGCCCAAACAAUGACCAGGCCAGAGAAAAUGAAAAACAGGUGGGAAGCAGUUUCAAGAAGAAGAAAACAGAAGAAGAGGCGGAGGCAAGUAGGAGCUGGAGCCUGCUGUGUUCAUCCUCAGGACCAAAAGAUGAGGAGGAUGGCAUAAAUCUUGAGCUCACUCUUGGGUGA
Messenger RNA from Oldenlandia corymbosa var. corymbosa, 723 nucleotides. Lineage: Eukaryota; Viridiplantae; Streptophyta; Magnoliopsida; Gentianales; Rubiaceae. The record is from the annotation of a GenBank genome assembly.